Messenger RNA from Branchiostoma belcheri (Belcher's lancelet), 584 nucleotides. Its product is annotated as pleiotrophin-like. Lineage: Eukaryota; Metazoa; Chordata; Leptocardii; Amphioxiformes; Branchiostomatidae. The record is from RefSeq and is a predicted model, not a curated record. Gene Ontology annotation, molecular function: growth factor activity. The coding region runs from base 9 to 569 and encodes 186 amino acids. The transcript is spliced from 4 exons.
GUCCCCGGAUGUUGAGAUUUGUAGCGGUACUUUCCAAUCAGGACACCAGUUGCAAGAGGAAGCCGACAGACAUCUUCGCAAGAAAACGCAGAUUUUUCCUCCAAAUUUUCAGUUUUAUCCGGGAAAUUAUCCUCAACUAUCGUCGAAGCACCAUGAAGACUGUAUUGCUGGUUACUGUCCUGUGUGUGCUGGUGAGCUGUCUUCAGGCAGAGGAAGACACAGCAGCCAGACGGCGCAGAGGCAAGAAGGAGCCUAAGGAAGGCUGCAGUGGCUGGACCUGGCAGUCGUGUGUGCCGGCUAACGGUGACUGUGGGUGGGGACAGAGACAGGGAACUCAGGAGGGACCCAACUGUAAAAUACUCAGUAAGACUAUCAAGUGCCGCAUCCCGUGUGGUAGACGCAAGGAAUAUGGAGACUGCCGUUACCAAAAAGAAUCAUGGGAGUGUGACGCUGACACCAACAUGGAGACCCGAACACUGCAGCUGAAGCGGGCGGUGAAGGGCGCAACCUGCGACCCCGAGGUCACGGAGACAAGGCCGUGCAAGGGAGGUGGGUGGAUGUAUCUCUAAGCAGAUCAUACGGUG